Molecule: messenger RNA, 1148 nt
Organism: Anoplopoma fimbria (sablefish)
Lineage: Eukaryota; Metazoa; Chordata; Actinopteri; Perciformes; Anoplopomatidae
Product: actin-binding Rho-activating protein-like
Exons: 1
Coding region: 1-537 (178 amino acids)
Biological process (GO): positive regulation of Rho protein signal transduction
Molecular function (GO): actin binding
Source: RefSeq, a predicted model, not a curated record
AUGGGGACGAACAGCCAGAGCAACAUCGUGGAAAUUGAAGAUGACAUCCCAGAUCCUGCUCAGUUUAGCCAUGACACUGCAGCGUGUAUUGUUUCUGUGAAAGGCUUAAAGGAGAACUGGCAGAAGUGGUCCGAUGAGCACCGGGAGAACCAGAAGCACAACCCCUUCAGUCACGACACCAGGCCCAGUGUGGUGGUCCCUCAGAGGGGGCAGGAUGACUACGGGAGACCCCUGCAGGGGUCAAUGACAGAGCAGCGAGGGAAGGAUGCUCACACUCACAUCAGCAGAGAGGUUGAGGAGCUGUGUGAGGUGAUAAGAAACAUCGGACACUCUGGAGACAAUGGUGGGGAUCAGAGCGGCAGCGAUGGGAGAGUCUUCACUGUGGAAUUUGGGAAACUGUUUGAGCAUUAUGUCACGAUCUCUAAUAAACUAGUGGGGAUUCUUCUACGAGCCAGGAAGCAGGGGCUGGUUGACUUUAAGGGAGAGAUGCUGUGGCAGGGGAAGGACAACCAUGCAGUUGUCACUCUGUUGCAGUGAUCAGAAACUUGGAUUAGUGUUUAUGCCUUGAUCAUGUUACAUGCAGCACAAUACAGAGCUACUUCAUGGCAGCACUCACUGUGGUAUUCAGAUAGCAGGGGGAUUGGACUCAGUGUACUUAAGUCUCGUAAUGCACUAUUAUUAGUAAGAAAUUGCUCUGUGUUCCUUACAAAAGCAAAAACUUCAGUUUUUUUCAUAAUUCACGCCACCUCCCUAAGGAGUGUAAAUUAGGCAUACAAAUAUAUUUUCUCCUUGUGCUUAAAAGCAUGAUCUAUUUAAUCAAUAAUAACAAAAAAUGUAAAACUAAAACUGUCCAAAGUGCAAAUACAUGAAGGAGGUAGAAAAAAAAUUAAUUACAAACCAUUUUUCCAGUUUGGGUCAUACCAGGGGAAUUGACAAUUAGCAGCAUUUUUCAGUAACAAAAAGAGGACAUCAGCAUGUGGAUAAAUUAGUUUUAAAGCAAAUAAUAGCACUCAAAAAAGCCCAAACUGUGCCUAACAUGGAGAUGCUUCAGACAAAUAAUAAUAGUCAUAUGUCAGGGGGAAUAAAAUCAUGACAGGAUAUGCAUAGCUAAAAUUUAAGCACAAAUAAAGAGAAACAUUGGUCUGAAG